AAAUCAUCGCUAAAAGCCCACCCUUAAAGAGCGCAUCUCACCAUUCUCCCCAUCUUUCUCUCCGAGCUAAGCGCGCUCCUUCCUCUCUGGUCGAAUCAAUGAGUUUAAGGGGAGAAAAGAAAAAAACAGUCUAUGCUUUUUUAUAAGAACGGAUUAAACAGGUGCUUUUUUUGGCUUUCAGGAAUAACAGAACAACAGCAGGAAUCUGACCCAGACUUCUAAUAACCAACCCUGAUACCUUCACAACACUACAGAGGUGAGAUGAAAUUCUUCCCAAGAGGAUAACUCUGACAAGCAGUCAUAACAGCUCUGCUUGGUUUACUCCCCUGGGACUCUGCAAGAAUCCCUGUAUUUGUGACAUCUGCACCAAGCCAAUAGGGUCCUGUCUCCUGUGAGUGUGCCAAGUCUGCUCUGAGAUCCUGCAGCCAGUCACUUGAUCUUCUCUUCCCCCUCCUGGGGUUAUUACCAACAGCUUCCCAUCACACUGCUUUGCUGGGUGCCUGUAGCUCCUCUCAUCUUAAGCCAUGAUGAAUGAAGUUCAGGAGGCAACCUCCCCUGCAACCAGCCUGAGCGGCCCUGCUACCUGUGUCUCCAAAGUUGAGCUGCGUGUGUCUUGCAAAGCUCUGCUGGACCGAGACACGCUGAAUAAGUCAGACCCCUGUGUCGUACUAAUGGUACAGAACAAUGGACAGUGGAUUGAGUUGGAUAGGACAGAAGUGAUAAAGAGCAACUUACACCCGAUCUUCGGGAAGGUUUUCGGUCUGGAUUACUACUUUGAGGAGGUGCAGAAGCUGCGAUUUGAAGUUUAUGACAUCCACGGGACCCACAGCAUAGGGACCCGUGAUGAUGACUUUCUGGGAGGCAUGGAAUGCACACUUGGCCAGAUUGUGGCCCAGAAGAAGAUGAUAAAACCUUUGCUGCUGAAGUACGGGAAAUAUGCCGGCAAGUCCACAAUCACAGUUCAUGCCGAGGAAAUUUCUGGAAACAAUGGGUAUGUGGAGCUCUCCUUCUGUGCUAAGAAGCUGGAUGAUAAGGACCUGUUCAGCAAGUCAGACCCAUUUUUGGAAAUAUUUCGAAUUAACGACGACGGAACUGAACAGCUUGUCCACAGAACCGAGGUGAUCAAAAACAACCUGAAUCCAGUGUGGGAGCCCUUUAAAGUGUCACUCAUAUCUCUGUGCAGCUGUGACGAAGAGCGCAAACUCAAGUGCCUAGUGUGGGAUUAUGACUCCAGAGGAAAGCAUGAUUUCAUCGGCGAGUUCUAUGCCACAUUCAGGGAAAUGCAGAAAAUUUCCAGUGGAAAUAAGGUUUCAUGGGAUUGUGUGAAUCCUAAGUACAAACAGAAGAAGAGAAACUAUAAAAAUUCAGGAGUCGUCAUUCUCAGCGACCUGAAGCUCCACAGAGUCUAUUCCUUCUUAGAUUACAUCAUGGGAGGUUGCCAAAUUCAUUUUACGGUUGCUAUUGACUUCACUGCAUCCAACGGAGAUCCAAGGAACAGCUGCUCUUUGCACUACAUUAACCCGUACCAACCAAAUGAGUACCUAAAGGCUCUGAUAGCUGUUGGUGAGAUCUGUCAAGACUAUGACAGUGACAAGCGGUUCUCAGCUCUGGGCUUUGGUGCCAGAAUUCCACCAAAUUAUGAGGUCUCACAUGAUUUCGCCAUUAAUUUCAACCCCGAGGAUGAUGAAUGUGAAGGGAUCCAAGGAGUCGUCGAGGCAUAUCAGAGCUGCCUUCCUAAGAUCCAAUUAUAUGGCCCCACAAACGUUGCUCCGAUCAUUAACAGGAUAGCCAAGGUGGCAGCAGGCGAUGGCAACAUUAAAGAUGCAUCUAUAUACCACAUCCUGCUCAUCCUCACAGAUGGUGUGGUCACAGACAUGGCAGACACACGUGAAGCCAUUGUUCGAGCAUCCUACCAGCCUCUUUCGAUUAUCAUUGUUGGCGUGGGCAACGCAGAUUUCACAGACAUGCAGAUUCUGGAUGGAGACGAUGGUGUGCUGCGGUCACCGAAAGGCGAACCUGUCCUCAGGGACAUUGUGCAAUUCGUCCCUUUCCGAGACUUUAAAACGGCUUCUCCUGCAGCCUUGGCGAAGUGUGUUCUUGCAGAAGUACCUGGUCAAGUAGUUGAGUAUUUCAGCCAUAAGGCCAUUUCGCCUAUGAGCCCGAUGAGGGAAUUGCUGACCCCCAUCCUAAGCCCAGUGGCCACAACCCCUACGGAAUAAAUGGCAGCUUCGUACCUGCAGCCCGCCUUGGAGCACAUCAGCAGUCUGGAAUACCAGGGGGUACAGCAGAUGCAUGUCUCUACAUGAGAACUGAAGAGAAAAUUCUUCUAAAUGUGUUGUAAUUUAUUUCAAGCAAAAUGUUUACACCAAGACUGAAACACAAUAGAAUGUGGAUUAUAUUUCUGUGCUCUGUGUGGGUUGAGCACUUCCUCCUGGUUAUGCGAACUGACCAUCCAGCUUUUUCAGCAACAGAACCCCUGAGGUGUUAUGUUUUCUCCUCAUUAUGUUUAUGCAUGCAGGCCAGGACCUUAAUGAUGAUUUAGUGAUCAGACAGAGGCUUGUUUUUUUUUUUCUGCUAUCAACAUCAGUUCAAGAUUUCCCUUCCUUUCGCACAAAUAAAUAUAAAUUAAUUAGAUUCAGAAUUAGUUGAAUAAAAUGUAAGAAAUGCUACAGUUUACUGUUGAUCUUAUAAUUUAUCUGUAGGCUUAAGAAUAUGUCUGGUAGUAAAAUUGGCCUUAUUUUUGAAAUUACAUUUGUAAGUACACAUUGACCAUAAUUUCAAAUUUCCCCAACAGGGAACUGACAUCGGUAUGCACUGUAAAUGCCUCAUUUUUCUAUUUAAGUGUACUGCUUGAUGUGAUAUACUGAUAAAAAGUUUGUCUGAAUGUGCUUCAGCCACUGACAACAAAACAAAACCUUCUUUAAAAUACAUGUCAAUGAUAGAAAUGUAAACAUGGAAGUGCUGAUGAGUACAGUGUAGUCUAUUUAUAAUUCACCAAAUCCCUUUAGCGGUCAUCUAUGAACGCUAGACUGAAGAGCAAACGAGAUAAAUUCAUGAUUAGUUGUAUAGGAUACUGUAACUUUUUGAUGCAGACUAAAGGUAAAUAUCAACAUGUUAUCUACCUUUUUUAUGUUUGCAGGUUUUAACUGCCACCUUGUGAAACUGCAAGUGAUAAAGCUUCAGUAAUCUGCUGUUUACAAUUUAGCUUUGGCUCUGUAUAUGCUUUUUUCCCUUCAAGACUGAACUGAAAGCCUACAUAAAAAUAUAUAUGACCAAGAUAUAUGUAAUUUUUCUGCAAGAGUAAACCAGCUUGAUUUGUUGUCAAGUGGCUAAAAUAAGCAGUAAAAAUCCUGCGUCAUGACAGGUUAUGUUUGAACUCUUGUAUUGUUGUCAUCCCUUAGUAAGCCAUCAGCCACCUAGUAACCUUUCAUGUAACUGCUGUUAGUUUUGUUUUGCAAAAUUUCCUUUUUUUUCCUGCUUUUAUAUGCAAUGUAAUUCUAUCAGUUGUUAUAUAAAACAUUCAAGUUGUAACAAGUUUAAAUCACAUCAAAGCACAAAAUACAUUAAUGUUGUAACACAUGUUAAUAUUGAUUUCAUUUACACCAGAAUAAUAAAUUCUUGGAGAUUAA
Molecule: messenger RNA, 3629 nt
Organism: Cyprinodon tularosa
Lineage: Eukaryota; Metazoa; Chordata; Actinopteri; Cyprinodontiformes; Cyprinodontidae
Gene: cpne7
Product: copine VII
Exons: 16
Coding region: 525-2219 (564 amino acids)
Biological process (GO): cellular response to calcium ion
Cellular component (GO): plasma membrane
Molecular function (GO): calcium-dependent phospholipid binding
Source: RefSeq, a predicted model, not a curated record